AUGGCCAUCCUCGACGGCUUUCUCACCUCCAUCUCGGGCUUUCUGAGAGCCAAAGACGCAUUGCAAUUGAAGUCGUGGCUUGCCGUCGAGCCACCAGUCGAUGAGCAGUACUACAAGCUUGCCCAGGAGUUAAAGGUCUCCUUCCGCGACGGCGAUCACCUCGAACGGCGCAUUACGAAGCUAAUUCCCGAGAACGACGAUGGCAAGGCUGACGAAGGGGAUGUGUGGCCUGGCUUCCUGGUAUUCAUGAAAGAUUACUUGGAGUUCUGGAGGGACGUCAAUUUCGAGGACCUGUUGCAGACACAUUUGCAAUUGACUGGGCUAGUCAACGCUUGCAUUACCGCUUUAUCUAACUCAAGCCAUGGCAUUGUUGUGCUCCCAACUGCUAUUCAGCUAUCACAGGCCUUGUCCACUCUUGCGAUGACUCUCGACAAUCGACCAGAUUUGACACGGCGGCUGCGCAAGGUUACGGAUAUCGAUCAGGGGGAAACAAGGAAAACGCUGGUUGAGAGCACUGCAGAAUCUAUACAAAGGGCAUUUACGAUGUGCUUGACCGAAAGAAGCUCCAACCGGAAUGGUAUAGGACGAGAUGGGAAGCCUGAAGGAAAGAAGAUUGGCAUAUACUCGUUCGCAAACCUGGCAUUGAAGUUGUUCUUCAAGUGCCGGAAGACACAAUCCGCAAACCAACUCUUUACCAACAUCUCACAGCACUCACCUCCGCUUGCUCUCUAUCCCGCCAGCCAGCGCGUUACAUAUCUGUUCUAUCUUGGGCGCUUCCUCUUCAUCAACGACUCCUUCUACCGCGCCCAAUUAUGUCUGCAAUCUGCCUACGAUCAGUGUCAUGCUCAAUGCAUAAAUCAAAGACGAAAUAUCCUCAUCUAUCUCAUCUCAGCAAACAUGAUACUCGGUCGGUUUCCCUCGCGACCUUUCAUGUCACGUCCCGAGGCCGCUGGGAUUCUCGAAAAAUUCGCCCCAAUCUCAAAAGCAAUCCGAAAAGGUGAUAUAGUUGCCUUCAAGCGUGCCCUGGGGCCCGAGUCUGGAAACGAGCAGUGGUUCUUCCAGAAAGGUGUCCUCCUUCCACUACUUUAUCGAUGCGAGAUCCUAGUAUGGCGAUCCCUCGCUCGUAGGGUGUUUCUCCUUACAUAUACCUGGCCAUUUGAUUUGAAUUCUCGAAAAGCACCAACUUUGGAAAUCACGGAUCUGGUAGUCGCUGCACAAUAUUGCCAAAAGGUUUUAGAGGGGUGGCAAAAGCCGGUUGAUUCUAUGGCUGUCAUGCAGUCGGGACGCACACACCCAAAUACGUUGUUUAUGAAAAGUCAUGAUUUAGUUCCACCUCCUCAAGGACCCAAGAAGCUCGGGGCGCAAGGAGGAACUGUGUAUGGCAAUAAAAUGCCGGACCUGUUAGAGAUUGAAGCUAUUGUCGCAAGUCUUGUACAGCAGGGCUUACUAGGUGGAUUCAUCAGUCACAAUCAAGGCAAAUUCGCAAUUCUAGGUGCAAAGAUACGAGGUGGGCCAUUGAAUGCAGGGUUUCCUGGUGUCUGGGAGGUUGUGAAAACUCGAGCUGAACGGGAAGGCAAGAACACUGAAGUGCCAGCAUGGGUUCGAAGUGAGAGGAAAGCCCCGAUGGGAGGGGUUGUCAACCUAAGUGGUAUCGCGAGACCUGUAGGAAGUGGCGGAUGA
Messenger RNA from Lachnellula hyalina, 1680 nucleotides. Its product is annotated as PCI domain-containing protein. The record is from RefSeq and is a predicted model, not a curated record. The transcript is spliced from 3 exons. Bases 1 to 1680 code for a protein of 559 amino acids. Gene Ontology annotation, biological process: post-transcriptional tethering of RNA polymerase II gene DNA at nuclear periphery; poly(A)+ mRNA export from nucleus; transcription elongation by RNA polymerase II. Gene Ontology annotation, molecular function: double-stranded DNA binding; RNA binding. Gene Ontology annotation, cellular component: transcription export complex 2. Lineage: Eukaryota; Fungi; Ascomycota; Leotiomycetes; Helotiales; Lachnaceae.